AUGGCGCGGCCACAGCAACGGUACCGCGGCGUGCGGCAACGCCACUGGGGAUCCUGGGUCUCCGAGAUCCGCCACCCGCUCCUGUGCGUAAGCGUAACCCUGCAGCCACGUGCUUCUUGGCUGGACUGGACUGACCAUGGCGGCGUCGUGAUUGUUGGAUUCUCUGUGCGUGCGUGCAGGAAGACGAGGAUCUGGCUGGGCACCUUCGAGACGGCCGAGGACGCGGCGCGCGCCUACGACGAGGCGGCGCGCAUCAUGUGCGGCCCGCGCGUGCGCACCAACUUCCCCGAGGACGCCGCCAGCGACGGGCAGCAGCUGCAGGCCGCGUCGUCGUUCCUCUCCCCCGCGCUCGUCGCCAAACUCCACCGCUUCAAUCUCGCGUCCGUGCAGGCGGCGCGCGGCAAGGCCGACGCUGCCUCGGCCGCAGCAGCAGCCGCCGCCUCGGCGCCCGCCGUGCUCCCGCGCAUCGCGGCGAUGCCUGCCGGCAAAGCCGCCAUGGGAAUCGCCCCCUCGCCGUCGUCGGCGGCGGCGGGGGACUGUAGCGGCGGGUUUCUUGAGGAGCAGUACGUGGACCAGAUGAUCGAGGAGCUGCUAGACUCCAACUUCUCCAUGGAGAUCUCCUACUAG
This is a messenger RNA of Miscanthus lutarioriparius, 627 nucleotides long. The record is from the annotation of a GenBank genome assembly. Lineage: Eukaryota; Viridiplantae; Streptophyta; Magnoliopsida; Poales; Poaceae.